Penicillium taxi is the source of this 2724-nucleotide messenger RNA. RefSeq lists its product as uncharacterized. The transcript is spliced from 6 exons. The coding region runs from base 1 to 2724 and encodes 907 amino acids. Gene Ontology annotation, molecular function: chitin synthase activity. Gene Ontology annotation, cellular component: cell periphery; cell septum. Lineage: Eukaryota; Fungi; Ascomycota; Eurotiomycetes; Eurotiales; Aspergillaceae. The record is from RefSeq and is a predicted model, not a curated record.
AUGGGUAGCAACAUGCCGACAUCUCCUCAUUCCCUCCACUCGCAUUCGCCCGUGCAUAGUGAGAGCAGCCUGUAUUCGGCUCAUCCUACUAAUGAAGGGAAUCCCCAGAAUCAAGGUUACGGUUACGGAUACGAAGAAAAAAACGAAGCCGAAAGUCACCAAUCUCUUCUCCACGGUGGAAAUCAGCAAAGUCCCUUGAAUCCCAGCUUUGAUGAUCCUUAUUCCUCAAACGAUGCCCUUCGCCGUUAUACCCUCCAAGAUCCCGGAGUGGCCGCUUUCCCCGAAGGCGCAUACCAGGAUACAGCAAUUGGUUCGGGUUUCGAUCGCAACUCAGUGGCUCCGACCCCUGUAUCCGAUAGUACUUCGGAAGCAUGGCAAAAUCGACAGGCUCCAUCAGGACUGCGACGCUAUGCUACCCGUAAAAUCAAACUUGUGCAGGGUUCCGUGCUCAGUGUGGAUUACCCAGUUCCAAGUGCCAUUCAAAAUGCGAUCCAGAAAGAGUAUCGCGAAUCUGAAGAGGGAUUUCCGGAGGAAUUUUCACACUUGCGCUAUACCGCCGCAACGUGUGAUCCUGACGAAUUCACCCUUCGAAACGGAUAUAAUCUUCGGCCUGCGAUGUACAACAGACACACCGAAUUGCUCAUCGCAAUCACCUAUUACAACGAAGACAAAGUGCUGACUGCACGAACACUGCAUGGUAUCAUGCAAAAUGUUCGGGAUAUUGUCAACUUGAAAAAGUCCGAAUUCUGGAACAAGGGAGGUCCAGCCUGGCAAAAGAUCGUGGUUAGCUUGGUAUUUGAUGGUAUUGAUCCUUGCGACAAGAACACUCUCGAUAUGCUGGCCACAGUUGGUAUCUACCAGGAUGGUAUCAUGAAGCGAUCCGUCGAUGGGAGAGAAACUGUUGCUCAUAUUUUCGAGUAUACUACGCAGUUGUCUGUCACCUCGAGUCAGCAAUUGAUUCGUCCUCAGGGCAAUGAAUCGACUAACCUGCCUCCUGUCCAAAUGAUCUUCUGUCUGAAGCAAAAGAACAGCAAGAAGAUCAACUCUCAUCGCUGGCUGUUCAAUGGUUUCUGCCGUAUCCUUAAUCCUGAAGUGGUAAUCCUCAUCGAUGCCGGCACAAAGCCUGGAAAGAAAUCACUUCUUGCCCUCUGGGAGUCAUUCUAUAACGAUAAGAAUCUUGGUGGCUCUUGUGGUGAAAUUCACGCCAUGCUUGGUAAAGGCUGGAAGAAUUUGAUGAAUCCCCUAGUUGCGGCCCAGAAUUUCGAAUAUAAGAUUUCGAAUAUUCUUGACAAACCCCUAGAGAGUGCUUUUGGAUAUGUCAGUGUGUUGCCAGGUGCCUUCUCGGCUUAUCGUUACCGGGCUAUCAUGGGCCGACCACUUGAGCAGUACUUCCACGGUGAUCACACACUAUCAAAACAACUAGGCAAGAAGGGUAUUGAAGGCAUGAACAUCUUCAAAAAGAACAUGUUCCUUGCUGAAGAUCGUAUUCUGUGCUUCGAGUUAGUGGCCAAGGCUGGUUUCAAGUGGCAUCUCACUUAUGUCAAGGCCUCUAAGGGUGAGACUGACGUCCCAGAGGGUGCUGCUGAAUUUAUCAGUCAGCGACGUCGUUGGUUGAACGGCUCCUUUGCUGCCAGUUUGUAUGCUGUUAUGCAUUUUGGCCGUCUCUAUAAGAGUGGUCACAAUAUCAUCCGCUUGGCCUUCCUGCAUCUGCAAAUGGUUUACAACUGUGCGGGUCUUAUCAUGACAUGGUUUUCUCUAGCUUCAUUCUGGCUGACUACAUCGGUUAUUCUCGAUCUCGUGGGAACUCCAAGUCCAUCGAACAAGAAUAAAGGAUGGCCCUUUGGUAAUGAAGCAACGCCGAUCGUCAACAAUUUCCUGAAAUAUGGAUAUGUCUUCUUUUUGAUGCUUCAGUUCAUCCUAGCACUGGGUAACCGACCUAAAGGCUCUCGUCUUGCGUACACGCUUUCGUUCCUGUACUUCUCUAUUUUGCAAUGCUACAUUCUCGUCGACUCGUUCUACCUUGUGGCUAAUGCAUUCAUGGGAGGUACUCUGGAUUUUAAAACAUCCGACGGUGUUGGCGCGUUUUUCAAGUCUUUCUUCAGCUCCAGUGGCGCUGGUAUCAUUGUGAUUGCGUUGGUCACUACCUACGGUAUCUACUUCCUUGCUAGUUUCUUGUACAUGGAUCCAUGGCACAUGUUCUCGUCUUCCUGGGCCUACUUCAGCGGAAUGACCUGCUCGAUCAAUAUCUUGAUGGUUUAUGCCUUCUGCAACUGGCAUGAUGUCUCUUGGGGUACCAAGGGUUCCGACAAAGCCGAAGCACUGCCGGUGGCUCAAACACAGAAAGACGACAGCAAAACCAAUUUUAUUGAAGAAGUCGACAAACCGCAGGCUGAUAUCGAUAGCCAAUUUGAGUCUACUGUUAAACGGGCGCUGGCGCCAUUUGUGCCUCCUGUGGAGGACGACGAAAAGAGCAUGGAUGACUCAUACAAGGCCUUCCGUACCAACUUGGUCUUGCUGUGGAUUUUCAGCAACCUGAUCCUAGUGCUCUGCAUCACAGCUACCGGCGUGGAUCGAUUCUGUAUCACGAAUACCUCCACUACGCGAACUGCCAACUACUUCUCGGCAAUUUUGUGGACCACAGCCGGUUUGUCGGUCUUCCGUUUUAUCGGCGCUCUUUAUUUCCUGGGCAAGUCUGGCAUUCUCUGCGUCGUUUCUCGUCGUUAG